GCAGCAGGCAGCGGGGCGCGGGCGGCGGGAACCGGAGCAUGGAGGCGGAGGCCACCCGCCGAGCUGCAGCAGGUGUUUACCCGGUGGAUAUUUUGGAAGAUGACCCCGCAGGGCACGGGGAAGCGGCCCUGGCUUACUAUGCCACGCUUAGGGAAGGGGCACGGAGCUCACCAGAGGUUUUCUCUCUUCCCACUGGAGAGCAGGUGAAACUUGAAGCUUCGUCAGCUUGCUUUUGCGCUGUGUACCCCGACGCACCGCAGCACAAAAUCUUGGUCUUGGUUAAUCCUCAGGACACAAAGACAGUCGUGGCUGUUUACAUGAAGGAGUCCUGGUGGGCCACCGAAGAUGUGCUGAGAACCUCUGAUCCUGCAAGAGAAGGUCUGAUGAAGGUUCAGUCAUUUGGGGAAAGGAUUGUGCUUUUCCUUCUAAACGUCGUUAUUUUUGGAAGAUUGGAGAGGAACUUGGAUGACGAUCACAUGUUUUUUUUACCUCACUCUGGGAAGGAGGAGGCUAAAAUUCUGUGGAGAGAUGGAGCAGCUGUUGGAUUCUAUACAACCAAAGCGAAAGGCAGCCUGUGUGGCGAUGGCACGGGUGCGUGCUACCUGCUACCUGUCUUUGACACCGUGUUUGUCAGGAGGAGGUACCGCCGCCAGGGCCUGGGCCUGGCCAUGCUGCGGGACUUCUGUGAGACCUUCCGAGAGGAUGAGGCCCUGGGCGUCAGCUGGCCAAUUUCCCCCGCCAUGUAUCAAGUCUGUAGGAAGUUCCUGGCAGCCCAUCCAGAGGAGCGAGGGCGCCUGUGGGAGGUGGAGCCCCCGGGAGCCUGGGGCCAGCGAGGCAGCAUCUGGCUGAAGGUUCAACUUCAACAAUCAAGACAUCCAGACUCUCACCCAGGGAGUUCCAAGGAGGAUGUGAACGGUCACGGGCGGACUUCCCAAGACGACGGACCCAGCCAGUCCGACAGCAGAGAAGGCAGCAAGGAGAGGAUCAGUGGCGAAGAACUGGAGAAGGAUGACCAAGAUUGCACAGGGAAAGGAGCUGCGGGGCCGCUCAGGAGAGCCUGCUGGCCUGAGCUGCCGGGACAGAAGCCAGGAGGAGGGCCGCCGACGCCGGGCUGCCGGGGGGGUCCUGGCGGAAGUGCACACCGCCCAGGCCCCGACUCCCAGGGGCGCAUCUGAUCUGAGUCUGUGCAGAGGCCCUGGGGGGUCGGACGUGCGUUUGAGAGCUGCUGUCCCCGCUCGCAUCCCCUGGGAGCUGGGAGGAGCACAGGGCCGCACAGUCCCCGCCCACCUCGGGGUGGAUGCCCGGGCGCAGGGGGAGGAAGUCCGAGAAAGCCCUCGUUUCUUAAGCCCAAAGUGCCGUGCAGGUGCGAGUAAUUUCCUCCCGAGCUCAGGUUCCAGAAGCCCAUCCGUUAACCCCGGUGUGCUUUCUGUUACUCAGGAUGAAUGUGUAGAGGCUGCCCUGGGACCACAGGACCCAGCCACUUUCUUUAACCCGAGGAAGCCCCCUCCCUGCAGAACUUGGCUUCGGGGUGCCCACUGCGGGCCUGCUGGACCCGAGACCCCAGGCACCUGGGGGCUUCUAAGCAGAUGCAUUUCUGGAGAAGCUUCAGCUGUGUCGGUAGCCCCCUGAGGGCCGGGGGGGGGGCUGCCCGGUGCACAGCUCCGCCUCCUGCUGGCUGCGCCUAGCAGGUGUCCUGGGUCAGCUCCAGGGGACAGCCGGGGUCACCGCAGCUCCUGACUCAGAGGGGAAGCUGCCGGCCGAGGGGACUUUGGGCUGAUGGUCCUUCUGGAGUGGACAGGCCUGAGCUCCUAAAGGUGACCGUGAAGGUGACAGCCUGGCCUGCACGUGACAGGGUUCACCCACCCACUUCUUCAUAUUUGCACAGUCCUGCUCGGGACACAUGCUCUGUGGAGACUGGGGUUCCCAAGCUGCGCCAAGGACCCUGCCCCACGGACUGGCUGUGGCCGUACAGUGGGAUCUCGGUCACUUAUUUACUCAUCCAUGUGUCCAUCCAUCCAUCCAUUCAUCUAUCCACUCACCCAUCCAUCUCCUUGUUCCUCCCUCUCCACUCAUCUCCCCAUCCAUCUGUCCAUCCAUUUCUCUCUCUCCCUGCCUCCAUUUCUCCACUCAUCUUCCCAUCCACCCAUUUACCCGUCCACCCACCCGUUUGUCCAUCCGUCCAUCGGUUCACAUCUAUCCAUGCAUCUGUCCACUCAUCCAUCCGUCCAUCCAUCCAUCCAACCAUCCAUCCUGUUGUACAACAGACAUUCAGUGUGUCAGGCACAGGGGAUGUGCAGAUAAGUGAGGCGUGGUCCCCUGGACUCAAGGAAACCAUUCUCUGGCAGGGUCUCUCCUGGAGUCCUUCGCCGCAGUUGUCUCUCUGACACUUGUUAGAGACACGGUUGAGAGCUCCCUACGGAGCCGUCGUGAAGUCCCCCAGUGCAAGUCGGCUCUCUGGGAAGGAGGCACAGACCGUACAGAUGGAUUCAGGUCUGCCGUGUGUGAUGUCAGACGUCACCCUUCCCAAGGGGUGUAGACGUUUGCUGUGAACAUUUCACCGUUGAGAUGAAUCAUUGGUGCUUAGGGGUUUGAUGAAGUUACUGUUCAAUAAAAGAAUCCUCCCAAGGAAGAAAAA
Molecule: messenger RNA, 2635 nt
Organism: Camelus dromedarius (Arabian camel)
Lineage: Eukaryota; Metazoa; Chordata; Mammalia; Artiodactyla; Camelidae
Gene: FAM169B
Product: Protein FAM169B
Exons: 9
Coding region: 39-1175 (378 amino acids)
Source: RefSeq, a predicted model, not a curated record